GGCGUUGUGGGGGUUCCUUUGUUAUGUCUCCGACUUGGUGGAAGCGGUACUGAAGAUGGAAGAGGCGCUGUGCUGGGGACUGAGGGAGCCCAUUCACACUGUCGCCCAGCUCUCAUUGCCCUUGAACUGAGUGACUCUCCAAACCAUUUCAGAGAGCAGUUAGCAUGUCACGAACAUUGCCGUGGAUCUGCGUUAACUUGUAGGCCGGAUCAGGGUCAUAUUGGUGAGUGGAGAUUGACUUUCCUGGGAACCCAUAGGAAGAAUAUCUAAACAGCUGGAGGAACAAGGGAGCAGCACAUUCAGUCAGCCAUCCUGCUGAUUGAGGACUGGAACCGGAGUCAGUGUGAUAAAUAAUAAUCCUUGUUUACAGGGUUUUGAAAGGGGCCAUUUACAGAUGAGAAACUGAAAUCAAAUAUCGUGUUAAGAUCUGACAGUCACUUACCUCACGACCUGAAUAUCAUUGACCUUUGAGCUGAAAAGAAGACAUUUCUUAACCAGUUACACAGCCUGAAGAAAACACUUCCCCAUUCACAGCGGAGAGAAACCGUAAAUGUGAUUCAUACACAUAUAUCUCACUAUUAAUCAUCCACAAAGACAAGGGCACAAUGGAGAAACCAUGGAAAUGUGGCGACUGUGGAAAGGAAUUCCGUUUUGCAUCCCAGCUGGAAACUCAUCAACGCAGUCACACUGGGGAGAGACCGUUCCCCUGCUCAGAGUGUGGGAAGGGAUUUAUUAAUUCAUCCUCACUUCUGAGACACCAGAGGGUUCAUGAUGUGGAAAAGCGGUUUACCUGCACCGUGUGUGGAAAGGGUUUUAAUCGAUCUUCUAACCUCCUCACGCACCAGCGUAUUCACACAGGGGAGCGGCCAUUCACCUGCUCAGAGUGUGGGAAAGGAUUCACAAGUUCAUCCCAUCUUCUGAAACACCAGCGUGGUCACACUGGGAGGAAGCCUUUCACCUGCUCUCAGUGUGGGAAGGGAUUCACCAACUCCACUGACCUACUGACACAUCAGCGAGUUCACACCGGGGAGCGGCCGUUCACCUGCUCGGAGUGUGGGAAAGGAUUCACUCAAUUGCAAAACCUAAUGAGACACCACCGAGUUCACACUGGAGAGAAGCCUUUCAUUUGCUUUGUGUGUUGGAAGCGAUUCGCUGAAUCACAGCACCUAAGGAGACACCAGCAAAUUCACAAGUGACUGUUGUGAUUGCAUUCUUCUAUUAUUCACAUCCACAAGUGAACGUUCUCAUAUUUGGGGUUUAUUUUUGCUGCUGUAAACUCCAGUCUGUUGUAGAGUUAUUAAUAUUCACAAUAUUUGUUCUUUGUAAUUAAUUGAUCAGCCAGGGUCUAAUUGAAUGGCAGAGCCUGACCAAGAGUUAAAUGGCCUACUCCAGUUCCUGUGUACUUUCCUCACAGACAUCUCACUCUCUUUUAGUUUGCUGAAAUGCUGGUUUAUGGAGAAAAGUCGUCUUCUUGUUCUUCAAUGAGUUUCCAUUCAUUAGUUCUGUUUGAGUCCAGGUUUGCUAGGAAUCGGAACUGGGCAUUUAGCUUCUCAAGACUAUUCUGUUAUUCAUUGAGGUUGUGGCUGAUCUGUAAUUGAAUGUUAUUUACCCAUGUAUUAUUUUAAUAUUGGCUUCCAGUCUGUUGCAAGCUAUUUAAAAAUAAAUUUUGUUCAUAUUGCACCUUCAGUUAGGCAAAUUUCCCAAGGUGCAUCUCAGAAGCAUAUAAUGUUAAAUUUGAUGAAAAUCUAUAUUUUCUAAUCAACCUGUUCAGAGAUGUUAUUACAGAUCUCAGAAGCGGAUAAGAUUUUAACCCAGGCAUCCUGGUUCAGAGUUAGGGACACUACCACCACACCAGAAGAGCCCGAUCUUCUGACAAAAAUAUUGACAUUGAGUCAAAGAAGGGGAGGUUGGGAAGGCUGAGUACAAUGCUUAGUUAAUGGCUCUGGUUUUUUAACUCUGAAAGGAGCGAUACAGACUGAUGAAGAGGGAGAGGUGAGAAUGUUAAGGUUGAUGACUGAAGGUUCAGCCUACAGGACAGAGAAUGUGAAGAAUGUAUCAGAGGCUGGAGUUUGAGGAAUGCAGAGCUCUCUUGUUGUCCAGAUGAAGGAGGUUACAGAUAUUGGGAGGCGUGAGCAAUGUAAAGGAUUUGACGAGAAGAUAACAACAUACAAAUGGAGGCAUUUGUGGAGCUGGAGCCAUUGCAGUGAGUAGAGGAGUAAUGGACAAGUGUCAGGGAAAUGUGCAUCAGAAUUUGGAUAGGCUGAAGCUUCAGUCCAUGGAGGAUAGUCAGAAGAGAACUAGAAUAGACAAGCAGAAGGACAACACAGUCACAUAGGAGAGCUCAAGAGAGGUACUGAGGGAGUGACACGUGCUAUCACUGUACAUAUGGAACCUGAUAUCAUGUGUUUGGCCAAUGGCCCAAGAGGCAGCCUAUACAUGAGAUUUUUGAGAAGUCAUUAAGAGAUCCAUGGAGGAGAGCCCAAGGUAAUGGGAUCCAGUGCAGAAAAUUGUGAUAACUAAGAGAAGAUAGGGUAGCAGAGCAAGGUAGAACUGAGGGAAAUGAUAAUCGGAGCACUAGUGGAAGGGACAGAGCAAAUAAUACUUAAGAGGUAAGGCUACAGAUUGUCAAAAUGGUGAUGAGAUAGAAAUAAAGGCUCUGUAUCUGAAGGAAAGUAGUAUUCAUUACAAAUGUAUUAAUUGACAGCUGAAAUCUUUUUUUAAAAAAUGUAUAUGAUAGCUAUUACAAAGACUUGGCUGCAAGAUAACAAAUUAGAUAACAUGGGGCCUGAAUAUUUAAGGGUACAUACACCACAGAUGGACAGGAAGGUAGGAAAAGGUAAAUGAGUAACUGUUAAGAAUGAUAUUUUUACAACAGAUAAUCAUGACUUUAGUUGUGAUGGUCAAGAUCUAGAAUCAGUUUUGGUAGAGAUAAGAAAUUCUAAAGUUAAGACAUAAUUUGUGGGAGACAUUUUUUAGAUCACCGAACAAUAGGAUGGUUCCUAUUGAGGAAGAAAUAAUGGGGGCUUGCGAGAAAGAUACAGCAAUAAUCACGGUGUUUUUAAUGUAUGGAUUGAAUGAAUCAGAUUGGCAAAGGUAUCCUGGAAGAUGAAUUCAGUGAGUAUUUCUGGGAGCGUUUCCUAGAGCAGCAUAUUCUAAAGCCAGUCAGAGGAGAGCUGUGCUAGAUGUGAUAAUGUGCCACAAGAGGCUUAAUUUAAGGACAUAAUUGUAAAAUUGCCUUUAGAUACCAGUAAUCUUAAUAUGACAGUUUGAGAGAGGAAAGAGAAGGCCCUAGAUUAGUGUUUUAAUGUCAUUAAGGACAGUUAUGGAAUACAGUUCUAGUUAAAGUGAACUGGGAAAUUAGGUUGAGGAAUAGAUCAGUAGAGAUAAAUGGCAAAGAUGCAGGUCAUUGUGAAAGAAAGACUCUAGAUGGAGAAUUCACUAUCUGUAACUAACUAAGAAAACCAAAGAGAGUGUCAAAUUGAAAGAAAAAAAUUGCACAAUUCUGUGAAGAAUAGUGGCAGGCCAGAAGAUGGGCAGAGAAUAACUAAAAAGUAGUGAAGUAAGGCAGAAAAACUAGCUAUAGAUAUUUUUAAAGUGUCUCUAUAAAUAUUUUAGAUUAAGGAAAUUGUUGGUCUUGUAGAGAGAGUGACUGAAAAUUAAUAAUGGAAAGUAAGGAAAUGGCAGGUGAACGAUAUUUUGUCUGUUAUCACAGUAGUGAAUACAAAUAACCAAAAAAUCCCAUAAAUUAUUGUAAAUCAGGUGGAGGGAAGGAGGAACUUAGUCACUAGGAAUGUUUACUGAGAGAGCUAUUAGAACUAAAAGCCGGUAAGUUACUGGGUCCUAAUGGACUACUUCGUAGGUUCUUAAAAGAAGUAGUUGCUGGGAUAAUUGAUGCAUUGGCUUUGGUUCAAAAUUCCACAGAUUCAGGAAUGGUUUAAUCAGAUUGGAAAAUAGCGAAUGUAAGUGCUCAGUUCAAGAAGAAUGGAGACAGAAAGUAGGAAUUACAUGUUAGUUUAACAUCUGUCAUAGGGGAAAUGCUAGAAUGUUUUAAGGUUAUUGCAGGGCACUUAGAAAAUCUCAAUGUGAUCAGGCAGAGUCAACAUGGUUUUGUGAAAGUACAGACAUGUCUGACAAAUUCAUUUGGUUUCUUGAAGUAACAUGCCAUUUGAAAAAUGGGAAUCUGUGGAUGUGCUACAAUUAGAUUUUCAGAAAGAACCAUCUUGAAUCUUAUUGCAACAUACAAGAUUGAGGAGAUUCGACAACAUAGAUGAUGAAAAGAUGUUUCCCUCUGUGGAAAAGACUAGUAAAAAGUGACACAGUUUAAAAAUAAAGGCACUUUCAUUUAAGAUGGAGGUGAGGAGAAUUUCUUUGAGAUUCGAGAGUCUUAGGAUCUCUCUUCCCUAGAGAACAAGGGGGGACUCAGCCUUUGAAUAUUUUUUAAGGCCGAGUGAGAAAGAUCCUCGACUUUACCCUAAUACUCUGACGCUUCUUUUUUUUUUAAGACAAGAAAGUGGAGCUGAAGCCAGUCAGAUCAGCUAAUGGUCUUAUUAAAUGGUGGAGCAGGUUUGAAGGGCUGAGUGGCCUACCCCUGCUCCUAUUAUUAUGCUCAUAACGGGGUGAGGUGGAAGCCAAGUGAGGUCAGCCCCAGUCAACUGGAUGAUGGGGAUGGGGUGUUGGAGGAUGUUUUCAUUGACUUGGAGGUCAGUAUGAGGAGGGAUCGCGUCCCACACUUACACAGGAUGUCCCUUUGUCACAGACUCCCUACAGUGUGGAAGCAACCCAUUCUGCUCAUUGAGUCCACAACAACCCUCCGAAGAGCAUCUCACCCAGAUCCCCGCUAACUCUGCGUUUUCCAUAGCCAAUCUGUCUGGCCUGUCGGAAGAAACUGGAGCACCCGGAGGAAACCUGCACAGACGUGGGGAGAAUGUGCAAACUCCACGUACAGUCACCUGAGGCUGGAAUUACGCCCAGAUCUCUGGUGCUGUGGAGGCAGCAGUGCUAACCACUGAGCUACUGUGACUGGGAUUCAAGCUGUUUGUGUGUGUAAAAGCUGUAUCUUAAAAUGUUCCAGUAGUCUUGAUUGUGGAAUGAAACGCUAAAAGGUCUGUGUUAAAAGCCAAGGGUAGUUGAAGGAUUACUGAACUUUUUAAAAGCAAGGAACUUUACCCUCAUUGUAAAUGUUUAGUUGUCUAUGCAAGUAGUUGGAAGCCUAGGUAUUGGCAAGCUGGAACCAACAGGGUGUACAAAUGGAGCUAUGGCUGGCAACAAGUAGCUGAAUUGACAACUGGUCAUUAGUCCACAGACCAAUGACCAAGAACUCCUGCCUGCAAAUAAUUAUUUGGCUGCGAGUAGCUGAACAGCUUGAGUAAAUGAAGGAGCUGUUUUGCUCUGCAGCAAAAAGCAUCUUGAGCCUGGCGAGCUAGCUUAUUUCUCCUCAUCAGUUGCUGUAAGCUGUGGCUUUCAAUUAAUAAGUCCGAGACCUCUGUGAACCAGUCAAUCUGUGCCUCCUGCAAACAAGUGAAAGUACAAAGAGAGGCAAGAUUGAGAAGCAGCAUUCUGAUCGGCAAAAGGAAUAUCUCAAUAAACCCUGAUGGACAGGAACCGUUGAUCUGCCUUACCAGUCUUUCCCUUCAAUCAUAACACCCAUGGUUUCUAUCUCUUGUUUGUGUCUGUAUGUAUGUGUAUGUAAACAGAAAUUAUAGGAGGGUUAAGAGUUUUAACUAGUAGAGAUCUAUGCCUUCAUAAUUGUGUAUCUGUAGUUAGAAUCUACUUACUUGUAAUAAAUAGUAAUCCUUGU
Molecule: messenger RNA, 5797 nt
Organism: Rhincodon typus (whale shark)
Lineage: Eukaryota; Metazoa; Chordata; Chondrichthyes; Orectolobiformes; Rhincodontidae
Product: zinc finger protein 229-like
Exons: 3
Coding region: 606-1196 (196 amino acids)
Source: RefSeq, a predicted model, not a curated record